UUGACACUUUAAAAAGAGCUUAUUAUAUUACAGUUCAAUAUAAUAAAGUGUCAACUGUAAAAUAAUAAAGCUCUCCACAGAUAGAGUCAACGUGUCAGAAUCACAUAGGUUUGAAAAGUCAACAUUGUUGAUAAAACACAGAGUCACAGACGGACAAAUCAAAGAGAUCGACUGUAAGAAAAAAAAACAAAAAUCCAAAAUUGUAGAGAUAAGAGGACGACUUUUCAGAGAGACAUGGUGUUCCGAGGCGACACGGUGAUGUCCGUAGCGCAUCUAUCGGCGGAGAUAUUUCAGCGGUUACGGUGGAUUCCGGCGUCGGAUAGAAUCAGAAGCGGCGAGAUGUUGCAGCUCGUUUGCUGUUUUCCGCUUCAGCAAUUGGGUCGAUUCGUGUUAUGGUUCUGGAAUUAUAUCUGUGUUGCCCCACCAGAACCUGAUGAUGAUUGGGAUGACGAUGAUGAUGAUGAUGAUAAUUCAUCGUCUUCUUCUUCUUCUUUGAUUGUUAAUCAUCAGAAUUACUAUCAUCUUCAUUUAGAGUGACGAAAUGUUCUGACGUUCUGUGAUGGGAGGAUGUUGAUAUAAUCUUGUUCUGUAUUCAAAGAAUCGGUUUUGUUCUAAGAAUGAUUAGUUAGUUAAGCGUGUUUAAUGUGUUUAAUUAUAGCUUUUGAUUGACAUAUAGAUUAUAAUGAAAUUCCAGUUAACUAUGUUUUC
This is a messenger RNA of Brassica rapa (field mustard), 708 nucleotides long. RefSeq lists its product as uncharacterized. NCBI's taxonomy places the organism in Eukaryota, Viridiplantae, Streptophyta, Magnoliopsida, Brassicales, Brassicaceae. The record is from RefSeq and is a predicted model, not a curated record.